AUGGGAGAAGCCAGCGCAACCUCCUUUCCCAACAAUGGGCUGCAGUGGCAUCUCCGGCAGCCGGGCAAAGAAGAGUUUCAGACAUUUAAGAUGUUGCUGAAGGGAAACGCUUUGGAACCUGGCCAUAGACAAGAUGAGUGGGUCUACAAACAUCAUGUGAUGAGAAAGUUCGCAGGGACAUCAGGGACCCACCACGGCUUCGAAAACUUUGCCUCCGAUUGUCCACAAAUGCAAACGCUGUUUGGGGUGUUCACGCCGGAUCAGCAGGGCUUCCGGCCUCUCACCGUGGUCCUGCACGGAAGACCAGGGGUGGGGAAGUCGACUUUGGCCAGAAGAAUCCUGCUGCGCUGGGCCCACGGAGAGCUCUACCCGGGCUUGUUCUCCUAUGUCUUCUUCUUUGAUGCCAGAGACAUACUGCUGAGGAAGAAAACCAGUUUUGCAGAGUUAAUUGUCAAGGAGUGGCCAGACCCCUUAGUCCCCACGGCGAAGAUCCUGUGCUGGCCAGAACGGCUCUUGUUUGUGGUCGAUGGUUUUGACGACCUGAACGCGGCCUUUAGAGAUGCCAACGUGCACCUCUGCACCGACUGGACGGAGAAGCAGACGGUGUCUGUCCUGAUACGUAGUCUGCUGAAAAAGGUCCUAUUUCCAGAGUCCUCCCUAAUAGUCACCAUCAGAGACGUAGGCGUGGAAAAGCUCAAAGCCAUGGUCAUCUCUCCCCGUUACCUCUUAGUCGAAGGAAUCUCAGUGCAGAGAAGGAUCCAGUUGUUCCUCAAGCAUGUCAAGAAUGAGGACCAAAAAAUGCAACUCCUGCACUCCGUGCUGGACAACCAUAUGCUGAUCGAUAUGUGCCAGGUGUACAGUGUGUGGUCACUCCUCUGCCAGGCUCUGGAGCUGCAGAUGGCCUCGGGAAAGGGCCCGCUCCCUUCCUGCCAGGUGCUCACGGGCUUGUACACUACCUUCGUGGUCCAUCAGCUCACCCCUCAAGAUGCCCCGGGGCAUGGUCUCGGUCCGGAGGAAAGAGCCGUUUUGAAGAGCUUGUGCCGGAUGGCUGCGGAGGGCGUCUGGACCAUGAAGUUUGCGUUUUACCCCGAUGACCUGGCCACCCACGGACUGACGGAGCUGGAGCUCUCCUCUAUGUUUCGCAGGAGCAUCCUGCUCCAAGACAGCCGCGGGGACAGGUGUUUCACGUUCCUGCACCCAAGCCUGCAAGAGUUCUGCGCUGCCUUGUACUAUGUUCUAGAAGGGCUGGAAAUGGACUGGUGUCCCCACCCCCUGUAUGGGGAAAACACGAAGACUUGGAAGGAGUUCAAACAGAUCAGCUCCAACGUCCACUUGCUCCAGAUGAAGCGUUUCUUGUUUGGCCUCAUGAACCAAGAGCUGGUGAGGACGCUGAAGGACUGGCUGGGGUGUUCCCUUCCCCUGGUGGUGAGGAGGGUGCUUCUCCACUGGGUCUCUCUGUUGGGUCAAUGGGCCGACACCUCCUCCACCCUGGACUUCCUGGACGCCUUCUACUGUCUCUUUGAGACCCAAGACGAAGAGUUUGUCCGUUUGGCAUUGAACGGCUUCCAGGAAGUGAGGCUCAUGGUGAGCCGGCCGAUGGACCUCCUUGUGUCUUCUUUCUGUGCCCAACAUUGCCAGAACUUGCAGAAAAUCCAAAUGGACGUCAGAGAGAUCUUCUCAGGGGAUGAGUCCACUGAGGCACAGCUGGUCAUUCUGCAAGGGGUGAAGAUCAAGCCCCUGGUGAACAAGUGGUGGGAAAACCUCUGCUCCGUGCUCUGCGCCCGACCAAGCCUGCGGCAGGUGGACCUCAGCAGCAGCAUCUUGAGCGAGUGGGCCAUGAAGACCCUGUGCGUCAAGCUGCGACAGCCGACCUGUAGAGUUCAGAAGUUGAUAUUUAAAGGCAUGCAGAUUAGCCUUGGUCUCUGUCACCUCUGGAAGACUCUCAUCAUCAGCCCCACUAUUAAGCACGUGAACUUGGAAAGCACUCCCCUGAAGGAGGAAGAUAUAAGAAUAGCAUCCGAAGCGUUGAAACACCCUAACUGUGUGUUGGAGUCUUUAAGGUUGGAUGACUGCGGAUUAACCCAGACCUGCUUCCUGCUGCUCUCCCAAACACUGAGGACCUCCACCAGCCUGAGAUCUCUGAGCCUCGCGGGAAACCCGGCGGCAGGCCAGGGCAUCCAGUCCCUCUGUGAGGCCAUGAAGGUCUCUCAGUGCACCCUGCAGAAGCUGAUACUAGGGAACUGCGGUCUCACAGGCUCCAGUUGCUGGGAUCUGGCCUCAGUGCUGUCCUGCAACCAGAGACUGACCCACCUGGACCUGUCCACCAACAGGCUGAGGGCGGAAGGUGUGACUGCCUUGUGUCGAGCCUUAAAGCUUGUCAACUGUGCUCUACAGAGGCUGAUACUAAGAGAAUGCAACCUGGAUACCAUGGGCUGCAGCUUUCUGGCCCUUGCCCUGACCAGCAACUGUCACCUGACACACCUGAACCUUAGCAUGAACCCCUUGGGAGAUGAUGGCGUCCACUUCCUGUGUGAGGUCCUGGCGGAAAUGCCUUGUCACCUCCAAGACCUGGAGCUGAUGAAAUGCUGCCUCACGGCCGCCAGCUGCAAGAACCUGUGUGCUGUGAUCACCCAGAGCAAGCACCUGAGGAGCCUGGACCUCGCCGCCAAUGCCCUGGGUGACGAGGGGGUGGCGGCCCUGUGCGAAGGACUGAAGCAAACGACGACGUGUCUGAGGAGACUCGGGUUGGAGGCGUGUGGAUUGACAUCUGACUGCUGUGAGGUCCUGGCCUCGGCUCUCAUGUCCAACCAGCAGCUCAGGAGCCUGAACCUCAUGCGGAAUAAUUUCACUCCCGAGGGAAUAAAGAAGCUGUGCCCAGCCUUCGAACACCCCACGUCUAACCUACAAGUUAUUGGGCUGUGGAAGUGGCAAUAUCCUGGUCCAACAAGAAAACUGCUGGAGAAGGUCCAGGCACUGAAGCCGCACAUGGUGAUUGGCGACGGCUGGUAUUCCUUCGACGAAGAUGACCGGUACUGGUGGAAAACUGAAAGCGAGAGGCCCCGCCCACCCACUUAUGGCGGUGAAGAAACCACGUCGCUGUCUGUCCCCAGUGCACUGUGCCCCGAGGGGGGUGGCCCUCCUCGGAGGUAG
This is a messenger RNA of Artibeus jamaicensis (Jamaican fruit-eating bat), 3150 nucleotides long. It is a transcript of the gene NLRP5, whose product is annotated as NLR family pyrin domain containing 5. Gene Ontology annotation, cellular component: cell cortex; subcortical maternal complex; nucleus. Lineage: Eukaryota; Metazoa; Chordata; Mammalia; Chiroptera; Phyllostomidae. The record is from RefSeq and is a predicted model, not a curated record. Gene Ontology annotation, biological process: regulation of inflammatory response. The transcript has 10 exons. The coding region runs from base 1 to 3150 and encodes 1049 amino acids. Gene Ontology annotation, molecular function: protein binding.